Molecule: messenger RNA, 1122 nt
Organism: Macrobrachium nipponense
Lineage: Eukaryota; Metazoa; Arthropoda; Malacostraca; Decapoda; Palaemonidae
Exons: 4
Coding region: 1-1122 (373 amino acids)
Source: RefSeq, a predicted model, not a curated record
AUGAUUGUAAAACAUGAGAAAAAAGAGCACCAUAAAAAGAUUCUCCAGGGGCUUAAUCCCACAAGGAAAAGUAAUCCUUCAACUUGUCGAAAAAUCUCUAGCCAAAAGAUCAGGUCUGAAUUCAAAGAAAUAUCGGUUGGUCGAAAAAAAUCUCUAGCAAAAGAUCAGUCUGAAUUCAAGAAUAUCAUGUCGAAAUCUCUAGCAAAAGAUAAGUCUGACUUGAAGAAUUAUCAGUGUCGAAAAAUCUCUAGCAAAAAGAUCACAAAAGAUAAGUUUGAAUUCAAGAAUAUCGGUGUCGAAAAAUCUCUAGCAAAAAAUCAGUCUGAAUUCAAGAAUAUCAGUGUCGAAAAAUCUCUAGCAAAGGAUCAGUCUGAAUUGAAGAAUAUCAGUGUCGAAAAAUCUCUAGCAAAAGAUCAGUCUGAAUUGAAGAAUAUCAAUGUCGAAAAAUCUCUAGCAAAAGAUCAGUCUGAAUUCAAGGAUAUCGGUGUCGAAAAAUCUCUAGCAAAAGAUCAGUCUGAAUUCAAGGAUAUCGCAAAAGAUCAGUCUGAAUUCAAGAAUAUCAGUGUCGAAAAAUCUCUAGCAAAAGAUCAGUCUGAAUUCAAGGAUAUCGGUGUCGAAAAAUCUCUAGCAAAAGAUCAGUCUGAAUUCAAGAAUAUCAGUGUCGAAAAAUCUCUAGCAAAAGAUCAGUCUGAAUUGAAGAAUAUCAAUGUCGAAAAAUCUCUAGCAAAAGAUCAGUCUGAAUUGAAGAAUAUCGGUGUCGAAAAAUCUCUAGCAAAAGAUCAGUCUGAAUUCAAGAAUAUCGGUGUCGAAAAAUCUCUAGCAAAAGAUCAGUCUGAAUUCAAGAAUAUCAGUGUCGAAAAAUCUCUAGCAAAAGAUCAGUCUGAAUUGAAGAAUAUCAGUGUCGAAAAAUCUCUAGCAAUAGAUCAGUCUGAAUUGAAGAAUAUCAAUGUCGAAAAAUCUCUAGCAAAAGAUCAGUCUGAAUUCAAGGAUAUCAAGAGUCGAAAAAGUAUUGCAAAAGAUCAGUCUGAAUUGAAGAAUAUCAGGGUUGAAAAAACUCUUACAAAAGAUCAGUUCGAAUACAAGAAUAUCAGAGUCGAAGAAAUUCGUGAAAGGUUAGUCUGA